This is a messenger RNA of Coniophora puteana RWD-64-598 SS2, 684 nucleotides long. RefSeq lists its product as uncharacterized. The record is from RefSeq and is a predicted model, not a curated record. The coding region runs from base 1 to 684 and encodes 227 amino acids. The transcript has 3 exons. NCBI's taxonomy places the organism in Eukaryota, Fungi, Basidiomycota, Agaricomycetes, Boletales, Coniophoraceae.
AUGUUCUCGCUCUUCCUCGUAUUUUCCCUGCUCUUGUCAUGCAACCCUGUACUCGCAAACACCGAAAUCGUCAACUUUGGCGUUGUUGAAGACCACCUGCCGCUCACCAUACCCGCCAGCGAAACGUGGCCGGUUCUCCGCCCGAAUAACAGCGAAACGAGAUGGGAAAUACGACCUGCAGAGCUAGGAACGCAUCUGCAGUCCAUCUGCGAGCCGCUGCACGAAGGGUGCCCGCACGAAUCCUGGUUCGCGCUCGACCUGGACGCGCCUCCUUGGGAGAGAUACGACAAGUUCACGUUCCGGAUAUCCUACGCUGCUUUUAACCCAGCAGACUUUCAGAUAAACAUCCAUACUCUGCCCGAGACGACCACAUCACCCCGUCGAAAAUACGCACGCGUCCGCGCAGUCGACACCGGCGUCCUCACCCCCAAACCCGGCUACCUAUCCACCACCGACGCUGCGAUACCCGACUCCGACUUGAUACCAAUAAUCAUAGUCCUCGAACCUCUCCUGCUCGACGCCGUCCCCGCCUCGCUCGCGCCCGUCGUCGGCUUCCUCGCGUUCUUAAUCGCAUGCGGAAUAGGCGCCACCAGCAUCGCCUGGCCACACCUUUCAGCGCUGGCAACGCAAGCGCACUGCGAACUGUCGGACGGCGUACAGCAAGAGGACAAAAAACGCCAAUAG